AUGUCUUUUGCCAACUACGAUAUCGAGGCUCAAAAGCCUGCUCCUGGAGCCAAAAAUGGGUCUCCUCCUUCUGAAAUAGACCAGAUCGUGUCGUCUACAUCCUCCCAAGUCCAGACAUUCGGUUCUUUGAUCUCACAGUUCAACUCCCAACGAAGACUAGUGGGAAGCAAAAGAGACGGGGCACAGCUUCGAGAAAAGCUCGAUUUGCUCCAGACCAAGAUUUCAGAUUUGGAUUCGGCCAUUUCAGUGCUUAUCAUGAAUAUCAACAAAGCCAUGGAACUGAGCCUUGAGGUUUCUGAGCGCCAGGUUAUGCAGAAAGAGAGGCUUUCUCUGGACUAUAACGACCUCCAUCGGAACUUCCGCUCAGCCCUGGACUCGUAUAAUGAAAAGAAGCUCACUGUGCCGCUUAGACAAGUUUCCGAAGAAACUCCAUUACUCAAGGAGUCGCAAUCACAACCCCAGCAGCAGCAACAGCAGCAGCAGCUUCAACAAGACGAGAUUGACCAGACUGAACUCCAAUACCAUCUCCUUUUGACCGAGGAAAGAAACCGUGAAAUCGACCAAGUCACAGAAAGCGUUCGUGAAGUCAAUUCCAUCUUUAAAGACCUAGGCACUCUUGUCAAUCAGCAAGGUGAACAGUUAGACACCAUUGAAGAGAAUGUCCAACAACUACACGGCAACACCCAACAGGCCUCACGUGAACUUCACAAAGCCCACGAGUACCAAAAACGUAAGAGCAAAUGGAGUUGCAUUCUCUUAGUAGCUCUCAUGGUGGUCGUGCUCGUGGUGGUUUUGGCUGUGGUAAGUUGA
Candidozyma haemuli is the source of this 810-nucleotide messenger RNA. It is a transcript of the gene VAM3, whose product is annotated as SNAP receptor. Gene Ontology annotation, biological process: vesicle fusion; intracellular protein transport; Golgi to vacuole transport. Gene Ontology annotation, molecular function: SNAP receptor activity; SNARE binding. Bases 1 to 810 code for a protein of 269 amino acids. Gene Ontology annotation, cellular component: membrane; endomembrane system; SNARE complex. The transcript has a single exon. The record is from RefSeq and is a predicted model, not a curated record. Lineage: Eukaryota; Fungi; Ascomycota; Pichiomycetes; Serinales; Metschnikowiaceae.